CCCUUGCAAAAAUAAGUACGGCCCCACACUGCACCAACCUAGCAACAACAACAUCAAAACAUCGACAACACAACAAAUCAUGUCGUCUGCAAACAACCCCAACCACAGUCAAUAUGACGAUGGUAGCAGCAGCAGCAACAACAACAAUAGCACCAGCGCCACCGCUCAAAUCGACGAAGAUGAAAUCUCCGACCUCCUCACAACCCUCGACCUCUCCCCCACCGACACAUCCCUAGAAGAUCUAGCAGACAUAAUAAUCUUCUACCUCAACCAGCUCAACGCCACUGCCCCUACAACAUCCACCUCAAACUACUCCCCAGAAUCAAUCACAGCUGCCCUUUCAAAUCUACAGCUCCAACCUCCCCCUACUCCUACACAACACACACCCCCUGCUUAUCAGAUCCUUCACCCACCGCCGCAGACGCCACUGGAGACAGUCACACCCACUGGUAUUGAGAUCGCGGAGGUGAAUUUCCCGGUUGCUGGGUGUCCGGCUUGUGAGGGGCUGUGGAAUGAGAUUUUAGAGUCGGUUAGUGAGGAGGGCGGGCUUAGGGGUCGAGAGUGGUGGGAGUGUGUGACGGAGGAGAUUGGGGUUAACGUUGAGGGGCAUAUGCUGGAUCAUUACAUUCAGAUGGAUGGAAGGGGCGGAGGAUAGUCUUGGCUUUCUAAGGAGGAGGAUGAGCUGAUGGAAAUGUAAGUAACGGGUGAAGAGGAGAUGAUUUGAUAGCAUGGAUGAUGGAGGAGGAAAUAUUGGGGAUACUGGGUGGCUAUGACGACCAGCAUGGCGUCUCGGUGGAUUUUUGGGUUUGGCUACUUCUAGGCUUAUGUGGUAGCCUAAUUUCUGGCUUUGACAAUGGGAGGUCUUCUGUUUCUCGUAUUAUCAUUCUAGUAGGACUCAGUGAUGCGGCUCGGGCACUCAACGUAUGAUCGUCCCUGGAGCGCGUCGAUUAAAUCAGAAAGGGAGAUGAUAGCUACCACCUAAUCAAAUAGUGGAAAAUCUCGAAUUUCAAGACUGCCGUCCAAAUUCUUCCGAUAUACCAAAUCAGCAUGUCCAUCUGUCGAAACCAAUUAUCAAAGUUACGCGCUGCAUUGUGCGACCCCGGGAUAUCAACACAGCUACUCCCGUCAAUCCACACAACGCAAAUAAUCCCACACAUUGAUAUCGCUUGGAAAGUUGAACAGGACGAUCUGACAAUGCCCUUGACUUCGCCGCAUCCUCAAACCGACAGAUAAAGCUCCCGAGUCAUCUCCCCGCCUCAUUCCUAGUCACUCCACACAUACACCUUUUACUUUACAACCCCAAACUCCUUUUCUACAACUUCAAACCUCAUUCUUGAAACCCCCAAACAAGACACCACCACAACAAAAAACAACUUUCAGCCGGCUAAUCGUAAACUACCAAACCCAAAACAAAAAAUGUCUUCCACUCCUCCACCCGCACCCGAAUUAACCCUAGAAGCCCUAACAUCCCUCUUCCGCACACCCAACAUCCCGUUCGAGAACCUCUCUUUCUCAGAGCUCCUCGAUAUAUUGCUAGAGUUGCUUCGUAUCCCUCCAACAGCUACAUCGACUCACGAACCC
Messenger RNA from Periconia digitata, 1581 nucleotides. Lineage: Eukaryota; Fungi; Ascomycota; Dothideomycetes; Pleosporales; Periconiaceae. The record is from the annotation of a GenBank genome assembly.